Messenger RNA from Prorocentrum cordatum, 387 nucleotides. Lineage: Eukaryota; Dinophyceae; Prorocentrales; Prorocentraceae. The record is from the annotation of a GenBank genome assembly.
AUGCCGACCCGCAUUCGUAUCGUGGACCCGUAUGUAUUGGAUCUUUGUAUGCACUCUUUGAAGGCGCUGCUGGAUGCCUGUUGUUCCGUGGGCAGUCAGGCAACGUUCGCGGACACAGGGAGAAUACAAGCUGCACUGAUUGACAUGCGGUCGAAUGCGGUGUUCUUGGAGGAGUUCCUUCACGAUCUCAUCCCAAUCGUCGCUGCAACACUGAAUGAAGUUAAACUGAUCAUUCAUGACCGGCUCGUGCUCCCAUGGAUGCCAGGGAAAUCGUGUUUCAAGAUUGGGCAGAUUACUGGGGCGCAUGUCCGCCGCAUCAAGACGGCGCCCCAGGCACAGGGCGCCAUGUUCGAACACGUACUCGUCCAGUGCACUAUCGAUAUAUAA